Messenger RNA from Carya illinoinensis, 3438 nucleotides. Its product is annotated as disease resistance protein At4g27190-like. The record is from RefSeq and is a predicted model, not a curated record. Lineage: Eukaryota; Viridiplantae; Streptophyta; Magnoliopsida; Fagales; Juglandaceae. Gene Ontology annotation, molecular function: ADP binding.
UGCCUAGAGUGGCAUUGCCAAGCCAAGGCAAAAAGGUUUCAACACAAAAAGGUUUGAAUACAAAAGGAUUUUUUAACUCUUAUCUCAUCUCAUGAAAGUCUCCGCAGUGGUUUUCAUAGACGGACUUGUUUCCUUAACAUUGCAAAAACCUUCUGAGAUCUCUCAAAACAAAAUUUAUAGCAUGGAAGUGCUGGCUUCAAUUGUUGCUGAAGCAGUGGUAGCAAUAGGCAGGCCUCUCUUUGGAUCUGUUUAUUCUAUGAUCAAGAGCACAGUCAAAUUCCGAUCAUACCUUGAUUUCUUGGAAAAGAAGAAGAAAUCCCUUAUGGAUCUCAGAGAAAAUGUCAAAACUGAAAUGGAAUCAGCUGAGAGAGAAGGAAAAGUGCUAAGCACUCAAGUUAUUGAGUGGCUUAAUGAGGUUGAAAAGCUUCUUAUUGAAGUCAAUCAGUUUCAAGAAGUAAAGCUUUCUCGGCAUUCCGUAAAUUCUAGGAAACGGUAUAGGAUAAGCAGGGAAGUGGAAGGACAGCUCAAACGGAUAGAAUGGCUCCUAAAAUCUGGAAGUUCCCAUAUCGGUGUUGUGGCUGUCAACUAUUCAGUCCCCAGAGCUGUGGAGCAUAUUCCUGGACCUUCAAUUCAAGAUGAAACAACGGCAUCAAAAACAUUAGCAAAAACUGUGACUCUAUUGUCUGACCCUGAAGUCCGAAGGAUUGGUAUUUGGGGAAUGGGAGGAAUAGGCAAGACUACUUUGGUGAGAAACUUGAACAAUAAGCUCAAUGGUACUUCAAUGCAGCCUUUUGGCAUCGUCAUAUGGGCAACCGUUUCCAAGAAUUUGGACAUAAAAAAGGUCCAGACACAAAUAGCUGAGAGGUUGAAUUUGGAGGCAAGAAAAGGAGAAAGCAUAGAGAGAUUGGCUGGUCGAAUUUAUCAAAGACUCGAGAUUGAGGAAAAUUUUCUACUCAUUCUAGAUGAUGUUUGGGAGAAAAUUGACUUGGAUAGUUUGGGAAUCCCGCUGCCUGAAGUUCAUACGGGCUGUAAGAUCAUGCUGACUUCUCGGUCUCGGGAUGUUUGUAGGGACAUGAUGACAGAUGAAGACGUUAAAGUGGAUGUUUUGAAUGAUGAAGAAGGUUUGCAAUUGUUUAUUAGAAAUGCAGGCAAAGUUGUUAGUUUAGAAAACAUUAGGCCAUUUGCAGAAGCAAUUGCUAGAGAAUGUUGUGGGUUGCCUUUGGCCAUCAUCACCAUGGGAACUGCUAUGAGAGGAAAGACAAUGGUCAAGCUGUGGAAGCAUGCUUUAAAUGAGUUGCAAAGGUCAGUGCCUUGUACAGGAGGCGUUGAGGACAGGCUCUUUAAGCCUUUGAAGUGGAGUUACGACUCAUUAGAAGGUAAAAACAUAAAACCUUGUUUCCUGUACUGCUCUUUGUUUCCUGAGGACUUCUCAAUUGAAAUAGGCGAACUAGUAAGGUACUGGCUGGCAGAAGGUUUGAUAGAUGAACAUGAAAACAGUGAGUAUUCAGUUAAUAGAGGAAUUGCUUUGAUUGAAAAUCUAAAAGACUCUUGUUUAUUAGAAGAUGGUGCCCGUGAGGGCACUGUGAAGAUGCACGAUGUUGUUCGUGAUGUUGCUAUAUGGAUUGCAUCAUCGGCUGAGGAUGGGCAUAAAUCCCUUGUUCGUUCAGGGAUUGGCUUGAACAGGAUUUCUGCAAUUGAGUUGUCAAAUUCUCUCAAAAGAGUUUCUUUUAUGAAUAACAAGAUAACAAGGCUACCUGAUUGUGUUAUAGAAUGUGCAGAGGCUUCAACUCUGCUACUACAAGGUAAUCUUCCCCUUGACCGAAUUCCUGAGAGAUUCUUGCAAGGAUUUGAAGCACUCAGGGUCCUGAAUAUAAGUGGAAGCCGCAUCCAGUCAUUACCUCUUUCUCUACUUCAGCUUGGUGACCUCCGUGCUCUUCUUUUAAGGGAUUGCUUCUAUCUUGAAGAAUUACCCCCACUGGAAGGGCUUAGUAGACUUCAAGUGCUUGAUCUCACUGCCACUCGUAUCAGAGAAUUGCCUAGAGGUAUGGAAAAUUUGUGCAACUUAAGGCAACUAAACUUAUCCCGCACACACUAUCUAGAAACCAUUCAAGCUGGAAUUAUAUCCAGGCUGUCUUUUUUAGAGAUUCUGGAUAUGACAUUGAGUGGUUACCAUUUGAGUGUGAAGGAAGCGGUGGAAAAGGAGCUGACAUGCUUUGAAGAGCUCGGAUGCCUUGAGAGAUUACGCAUCUUAUCCAUCAGAUUGAAGAGAAUCCCUUAUCUCAGUUCUGAAGAUCUUUCCUGGAUAAAUAGAUUAAGAAGGUACCAAUUCUUUAUUGGCCCAACUGCCAACUCCUUACCAACUAGACAUGACAAAAGGAGGGUAACUAUCAGUAGUCUUAACCUUUCUGAAGGAGGAGGGAUUGAUCGGUUGCUCAGUAAUGCAAGUUCCCUGGUCUUAAGUCAUUGUUGGGGACUUAAUGAGAUGCUAGAAGACUUGGUCAUUACCUGUGCUGGCUGCUUUGCUAGUUUAAAAUCACUUACCAUUGCAGGCUCUAACAGCAGUUUACGGCCAGCAGGAGGAUGUGCUGCUCACUUUGACCUACUACCAAAUUUAGAGGAACUUCAUCUCCAAGACCUGACUUACCUAGAAAGCAUUUCAGAACUUGUUGGCUAUCUUGGGCUCAGAUUACUAAAAUUAAUAGAAGUGACUCGAUGUUCCCAAAUGAAAUUUCUUCUCUCCUGUGGCUACUUCAUUUACGCCCUGCCAAACCUAGAAGUUCUCAAAGUAAGCUCCUGUGACAAGUUAGAAGAGCUUUUUAGUCAUCGUUCAAUUCAAACUUUGGCUCCAGAUCCAGUAGUUCCAAACUUACGGACAUUGGAAUUGAAGAACCUCCCCAAAUUAAGGACUCUUUGGAGACACACAGAGACAUGGCCACAUGUAGAGAGGGUUAAUGUGAUCAACUGUAAUCUUCUCUCCCUAAUGGUUCUCAACCGAAAUGCAGGUACCAUUGAAGAAAUAAUAGAAGAAAUGUAAUGGCAGAACACAUUGGAGUGCUAUGCUGACAGAAUCAUAUAAGACCUGUUUACUAUUGAAAACUGCAAUUGUCGCUGAAAGAGCUCCCUUGUGGCAGUGAAUGUGCCGGCUGCUAUAUCACCUGGCUUCAAGAUUUUAUUUGCUUGCUGAAGAAUCAUGCAGCCUGUGGUGAUCUUUUCAUGCUGAUUUUUGGGUAUGUAUGGUAACAACAAGUGUUCUGUGUGUAUGGUAAUGGCAGGUGCUUCUGCUGUUGGGUUUGGUAACUUCCAACCGGCUGGUAUUGAUUAUUUUAGACAAAAGAGAAAAUGCAUUUACAUGGGAGAACAAAUAUAUAAACUACUUUAUCCUAACAGAAUUUCACCGAAGGAGUUGGAGAAAUUUUUGUGAUUAUUUUGUUUUCAUUA